Messenger RNA from Brugia malayi, 915 nucleotides. It is a transcript of the gene Bma-cup-15, whose product is annotated as Ubiquinol-cytochrome C reductase hinge protein. Bases 1 to 915 code for a protein of 304 amino acids. NCBI's taxonomy places the organism in Eukaryota, Metazoa, Nematoda, Chromadorea, Rhabditida, Onchocercidae. Gene Ontology annotation, cellular component: cytosol. The transcript has 6 exons. The record is from RefSeq and is a predicted model, not a curated record.
AUGAAUGGUGUAUCACUACAAGUAGUGCUUUAUAUGAUAGCUUGGUUUUUUUCAUAUAUAACUGCAAACAAUGGAUCAUAUUAUCCAUGGGAUUUGAAUGCUGCUUGUCAACCUUACAUUGAGUAUUUCGCAGAAGCAAGUUCUAAAAUGAUACGAUGUGCGGCUAUCUAUUCUUCGCCACCAAAAGUUUGCACAUAUUGUACCGAAGAAUAUAUUGCUUUGAAACAGAUGGAAUAUAAACUGCAUAAACUGGAAGACCUAUUUUCACGUGACAAUAUUACUUGCAACCGUGUAAUUUACGAGAGUUACUUAAUUUCAUAUAUAUCAGAGGUAUCGACGACAAUAACAAAAAACAUAUGGGAAAAUUCGCGCUGUUCUUCUUGUGUAGAUAUUGAUUGGCAUUUGGAAACAAACAGCACUGAAUAUACUUUCUAUAACAAUACUAUAGUGUUUCAAAAUAAGUUGUUUAAUUGGAGGCACUGCAUUUCUAAUUUCUCAUUUCUUCCUAAUGAUACGGUCAUUUGCGACAAAUGUCUAAGUUCGUUCAAUGAGUUAUUCCAGUUUUACUGGUAUAUAUACAUCACACCGAAUAUUAAUUUCUGUUUAGAUGUCGAAACUACGAUGAAUGAUACAAUGAAUUUAUGGCAUAAUGUAUGGCAUUGUUCGGAUGAUCGAGCAGAAGAAUUACGAGAUUGGACUUUACUUGGAUAUAGUUUAGCUUUGCUAAUAAUCAUAACAAUAUUUUUCUAUGCUGGUAGUUAUAUCCAAAGUUCAGAAAUACAGAGACAUCUUGUGCAGUAUUCGCAGCUAGAAGCGCCAUGUGCUUUGCGAUCACAUAUUCUGAGCUCAUCAACUUUGGAUAGAGUAUCUUCGUCAACUGCUGGAGAUUGUGAACGGAUUAGCAAUUUGCAGUAG